Messenger RNA from Lagopus muta (rock ptarmigan), 3863 nucleotides. RefSeq names its product divergent protein kinase domain 2B (gene DIPK2B). The record is from RefSeq and is a predicted model, not a curated record. NCBI's taxonomy places the organism in Eukaryota, Metazoa, Chordata, Aves, Galliformes, Phasianidae. The transcript has 5 exons. The coding region runs from base 154 to 1446 and encodes 430 amino acids.
ACCAGGGAGCAGCUGGCAGGAUGGGGGCUGCGGCCGCGUGUCUGUCGCCUGGUUAUGCUUUGGGGCUCACCGCAUUGGACUGAGAUCACUGGAGAGGAUCUGGGAGACUGCAGAAGGGCAGUGUGCAACAGACAGAGCUCUCCACUAUUGUAGAUGGGGCGCUGGAUAUGCUGCCUUUGCUCCAGAGUUGCAGAUUGGUUGAUGCUGCUCCUGGUUUUGGCUCGUAGCUCUAACCCUUCUGCAGCAGCAACAGCUUCGCCGUCUGCGCCCCACGUCAGACCCAGCUACAGCUUUGGCCGCACUUUCCUGGGACUUGAUAAAUGCAACGCCUGCAUUGGGACGUCCAUUUGCAAGAAGUUCUUUAAGGAGGAAAUAAGGUUUGACACCUGGCUUUCUUCUCAUUUAAAGCUGCCCCCCAGCUACCUGCUCAGCUACUUGGGCAACUACACCGAUGAUACUCAGAGCUGGAGGAUGGUUGACAUCACCCGCCUGACCACCAAGUACCAGCAUGACCGGGCUGACCAGCGCAUCUGCACCUCCCUGCUGAAGACCAAAACAUGCAGCCUAGAGCAGGCCCUGCGCCGCACCCAUCGCUUCCAGAAGUGGCUGAGGGCCAAGCGCCUCACGCCCGACCUGGUGCAGGGCCUGUCCAGCCCCUUGCUGCGCUGUCCAUCCCAGCGUCUUCUGGACCGGAUUGUGCGGCGCUACGCUGAAGUGCCAGAUGCUGGCAGCAUCUACAUGGACCACCUCACCGAGCAGGACAAGCUGCGCCUCCUGUACACACUGUCAGUGAAUUCACACCCUAUCCUCUUACAGAUCUUCCCUGAUGUGGAAGGGUGGCCCUUCCCACGGUAUCUGGGCUCCUGUGGGCGGCUGGUGGUCAGCGCCAGCACCCGGCCUCUGAGCGACUUCUUCAGGGCAGCCCCUGAGGUGGCAGCUGACCUGGCCCUCCAGCUCCUCGCCGUCCUCCGCUCCAUGGGCAACAACGACCUCAACUAUUUCUUCUACUUCACCCGUGUGGACGUUGGCACCUUUGGCGUGUUCAGCAAUGGGCAUCUGUUCAUCCGGGAUGGCAGCACGCUGGGCAUCAUCGACAAGGAGGAAGGGAGCCAACUGAUGGAUGGCCAACAGGACUAUAAGGAUAUCUUUAGCUGUUUGACUGUGGACUGCCAGUCUGCAUUUGUGUCCUGUAACUCCAUCAGAGAGAAGCAGAGCCUUGUCUUGGUGUGUCAAGAGCUUUUACCUAAGCUCCUGAAGGGGAAAUUCCUGCCACCUGUACAGGAGAAAAUAGACAGCUUCCUACAGCACUGCGUAGAGGGCCUCACUGAUGACCAGGAUGUCAAUGAGGCAAUGGCAAAGCUGGCACAUCUCCUGAAGCCUCUGCAGUCUUGUGAUUCACGUUUUGCCUACCGCUACCCGGACUGCAAAUACAGUGACAAAUACUGAUGGUUUUGAAGGAAGGCUGCCCAAGAAGGAUUGGGCAGGGUCAUCCCCAAGCAGUGUAAGAAGAAGAAGGAACCAGAGUAGCUGAAUGGAGCUGCACCAAUUCCGGAGCUUCCUCACAGAGAUGAAGGAGUUGGGAACAGAGUGCACAUAGGAUUUAUUGUUCAUCUCCCACAGAUGCAUUUGUUACUUGGGAUGUUAGAUGUGAUGUAAGGCUUAUGGAUUAUAAACAUUAUCAUGAGAGACAGAGACUACAGGAUUAAUAAAUCUUCUUCAUGUAUUUUGGCCUUGGAAGAGUUUUCCGUGCCAUCCAUUAAAGAGAAGACCUCUGAAGGCAAUGUGCUCACAGCUAGCUAGAUAGCAGAAUUUUAUUGCCAAGUACAAUUUCCUGAUCAAGAUGAUAUAUACAUAAUGUGAGAUGGAUGGAAGCAUUUAAGACUUUAUUUGUGGAGAUUUUUGAUGCUCUAAAAACCAUAGACAAACUGAGCCACCUGAUGAGUUCCUUACCUUCAUUCAUCACAGAUCACCCAAUGUCUCUUGAGACCUAAUUUUUCUAAUCCUACAAUAUACUUACUUUUAGUCUUUUCCAAGUUAACUGGCAGUAAUUGGAGUCUAAUAAGUGUUCUUGUUUACAGGUUAAAACCAAACCAAAAUAACAACAAAAAAACAACUCUUAGAUGUGGCUGUCCAGAAGACACUUUCAUACUUUUCUCUCUAAAGCGAACAGGAAGGAAGCAUUUGAACAAAACCAUUCAAAUGGGAAAAUUACCUUAAGAAGAGAAACAACAUGGUCAGAGGUUGAGAUAUUAGUUUACCCUAGCAGUGAAACCAUCUGAACAUCUAUCCCUACUUCCUCAUUCAUUUGCCUUUUAAAGGAGAAAUUGGAAGUCAGUCCCAAAGGAUUGACUCAGGUACCUACAAUUUGAGGUGGUGGACUCGUGUUUUCACACAGAAUUAGACACAUGUGCCUUGUUUUCUGCAGAAAGAUUGCAGAAGUUGCAGAAUAGAAAAACAUGGUUUGCCUAGAAUCAAAGAAUGCCUGAAGUUUGAAGAGACAUCUAGAGGUAACCAGGUCCAACCCCUGCUCCAGCAGGCACACCAAAGGUAGGGUGUCCAGGUGGCUUCUGAACAUCUCCAAAGAGGAGACUCCACAACCCCUCUGGCAGCCUGUGCCUGUGCUCCAUCACCUGCAUAGUGCUGCUGUUCAGAUGGAGCAUCCUGCUUUCUGGUUUGUGCCCACUGCCUUUCGUCAUGUCACUGGUAACCAUCUAAUCUGUGUUGAUCCCCAACCCACGAGUUCUUUGUGAGGUGUCAGAGAAACACACUAAACUUUCCCUAUGUUCAAGGGGGCUACUUCUCUUCUGGUAUUCAGGCAUGCAGGAGUCACCGACCAUAUUUGACUAAGCUGAGUCAGAAGCUAAAUGUUCUGGAUCCCCCUGUAAGUAUUUUCAUCAUGGAAACAGUCUUCCUCUAGCCAUGGUUCAAAAAAGAAACCAGUAAUAAGCAUAAAACCAGAAAAAGAUGAGAGUGCAUUUGCAUUGGUAAUGAUUGUACAGAGUUAAAGGGAACAGGAAAGCAAAAUUUUGUGCUGGCUGUGGAGAGGUUCUGUUCGCACAGAGCACCGGGCCUGGGGUGAAGGCAAUGCAUGUCAGGUAUCCAAAAACACAUGCCAUUCUGACACUGGGAAAAUCUGACCUAGGACAUUUACUUUUCCUCUUGGCAUGAAACAUUAAGUACACCUUUCACCUCUCAAGAAGCAGAAACAUUGAAAAUAAAAUGUAGGUAAAUUUAGCUUGAGGUCCAGAUGGUUCAACAGAAAAAAAUGUUUAAAUAUACAGUCUAAGCUACUGUUGCAGCCUUCUUUCAUGAUUUCAGUCUAUUUCUACAUCAUGGCUCUCUUCCAGUAUGAAAAACAUGUCCUUUGCUAGAUCCAUAAGGCUGCCUAACAAUCUGUUUUCAACAGUUUUUCUGGAAUCUGUCUGCAUCUUUGAUCUCUCAGUCUGUGAUUUUACCUAAAGCUGCACCUUGGCACCAGGCUGCUUCCCCUCCAGCAAGUUUCCCUUGCUGGCAGCCCCUCACUGGGGAAGGAAAAUCUCCUGCUCCACCACCACUCACUGAUUAGUAAUUAGGUGCUACCCCCUGGGAUGCUUGUUGUCAUCUUGCACUCAGUGCUGAAGGGCUUGUACAUUUGUAAGCAAAAUUGUCCAAAAAGCCCUAACGGGAAGAACUCAUCUGGUCCAAUAGAAUCACAGACUCAUGGAAUGGUUUGGGUUGGAAGGGACAUCAAAUCCCAUGCUGCCCCAACCCCUGCCAUGCAGGGCUGCCCCCACCAGCUCAGGUUGCCCUGGGCCCCAUCCAACCUGGCCUUGAGCACCUCCAGGGAUGGGGCAUCACAGCUUCUCUGGGCAGCCUGUGCCUCA